Molecule: messenger RNA, 721 nt
Organism: Rubroshorea leprosula
Lineage: Eukaryota; Viridiplantae; Streptophyta; Magnoliopsida; Malvales; Dipterocarpaceae
Source: the annotation of a GenBank genome assembly
UUCAUGUUUCAGAGUCUCAGUUUAGAAUUGCUUGUCCGAGAGAAUUAUUACUACCAAGGAAGCUUAUUCAUCGUAUACCUUUUCUUCUUCAACUACUAGGCAAGAAGAAGUGGCUCAUUCAUCACUUCAUUCAGUGCGUAGGCCAUCAAUGAAGCCAUCAAAGAAGCCAAUAGCGCCACAGCCUCCAACAGCACCGAGAGUUUACAAGGUAGAACCUGUAAACUUCCGGAACUUGGUUCAGAAGCUGACUGGUGCGCCAAAGUUCAGGUCUCAGCCCCAGCGUCUGCGUAGUGUGGCGCCUCCUCCGGUUACAGUUACCUCUUCAUCACCCUUGUUUGGGAGUGAUAUUGCAGUAUCACCAUUGCAGUUCUUUCCUUCCUCUUUAGAGACAAAAUCCCAGAUGUGGUCACCGUCCUCUAAUGAUUGGUUUUCCUUCCCCGUUCUGAGUCCAGGAGCACUUUCCAGCUUGGAACAGAGCACCGUGCCAUAAUUAAUUAAGUUGUAUUUCAAACCAGAUAUCAAUUUUCCAUUUGUCCUGCUUCCUUUUUUUUUUUUCCUUUUCGUUAGCUGCAAUAACAACGUUCUUUCCUUUCUUUGUUAUCACAAAUAAAGGAAAGUAAUUGAUUUACUGAUCUUUUAACUUUGUUCAUCAGUCAUUACAUCUGUAUCAUCACCUUAAUAUCCAUGAAAUUAAUCAAAAUAAUAUAGAUAACUUUUAAUU